Lacerta agilis (Sand lizard) is the source of this 346-nucleotide messenger RNA. The record is from the annotation of a RefSeq genome assembly. NCBI's taxonomy places the organism in Eukaryota, Metazoa, Chordata, Lepidosauria, Squamata, Lacertidae.
AUGAACCUUAUAACAAUAUUUAUUAUUACUACUUUAAUUUCAACAAUCCUUAUUCUAAUUAGCUUCUGACUCCCGCAAAUACUACCAGACAUAGAAAAACUCUCCCCAUACGAAUGUGGGUUUGACCCAUUGGGCUCUGCACGACUCCCUUUCUCUAUUCGAUUUUUUUUAGUAGCCAUUUUAUUUCUUCUUUUCGACCUAGAAAUUGCCCUCCUGCUCCCAACCCCCUGAGCAACAAACCUUCCUUACCCUAUAGUAACUGUCUCAUGGGUAUACACAAUUAUUACCCUUUUAACCCUAGGCCUCAUCUAUGAAUGAACACAGGGCGGUCUAGAUUGAGCCGAAU